Molecule: messenger RNA, 1356 nt
Organism: Miscanthus lutarioriparius
Lineage: Eukaryota; Viridiplantae; Streptophyta; Magnoliopsida; Poales; Poaceae
Source: the annotation of a GenBank genome assembly
AUGAGAAACCCCUCUUCUCCGGCCUCUUCUUCCAGCAGCGCCGCCGCACAAGAGCACCGCCUGCAGGAAGAGGAAACCCAAAACCUGCACCACCACCACCAAGAGGUAGCCGCCGGCAUUGUUAUUCCGUUUCCUCCCAGUAGCAGUGAAGCUGAUCAAGCCCACGACGACAAGGACGCCGAGCUGUCGCCGCAGCGCUGCGAAUGGGAGUUCCGGCUGGCGGCCACCGUGCCGACCACCGCCCUGCCGGGUGCGUCCGACGCCAUCGGCAGCGUCGACUUCGACCCCACCGGCCGCCUCCUCGCCACCGGCGGCAUCGCCCGGAAGAUCCGGAUGUACGACGUGGCCUCCAUGCUGCUGCUGGAUAGCGCCGGCAGCGGCGGCGCCCGAGCUGCUGGCCCCGCGGCGUGCAUCUGCGUGCCGGCGAAGCUGAGCAGCGUGCGGUGGCGCCCGGGCGGUGCCGCGUCGUCGUCCGUGGUGGGGUGCGGCGACUACGACGGCGUGGUGACGGAGUACGACGUGGAGCGCGGCGUGGCGUCGUGGGAGCGCGACGAGCACGCGGGCCGCCGCGUGUGGUCCCUGGACUACGCCCCGGGCGCGGCCAUGGCGGCGUCCGGGUCGGACGACCGCACGGCGCACGUGUGGGACCCGCGCGCGCCUUCGGGCGGCCUGGCCACGGCGCGCGCCGGCGGCGCCGUGCUGUGCGUGGAGUUCGACCCCUCGGGGGCGCCCCACCUGGCCGUCGGCUCCGCGGACAGCCGCGCCGUCGUGUACGACGUCCGCGCGCUGGGCCGCGGCGCCGUCGCGCGGAUGGACGGCCACGCCCGCGCGGUGACGUACGUUCGGUGGGCGGGUCCGGGGCCGGGGCGGCGGGUGGUGACGUCGGCGGCCGACGGGACCCACCGGCUGUGGGAGUGGGGCGGCGCGUCGGCGGCGGAGGCGGGGGUGGAGGUGGCUGGAGCGCGGGAGGUGCGGUCGUACAGCGGCCACGCGAGCGCGCGGAGCUUCGUGGGGAUGGGCGUGUGGCGCGGGGCGGGGCUGGUGGCCAGCGGCUCCGAGUCCAACCACGUCUUCGUCUACGACCUCAGGUGGGCCAAGCCCAUCUGGGUGCACCCCUUCUUCGCGUCUCACGGACACGGAGGGGCCCACGGCCCAGUCACCACCGGCCCCGAACAAGUGGAUACUGGUGGUGGGUUCGUCAGCGCGGUGGCGUGGCGGCAGGGCAGCCACACCGACGACGAUCUCCACGGCGGUGCGCUGGUCGCCGGCGGCUCCGACGGCGUGCUCAAGGUGUUCACGUGCCGACGGCGGAGGGAGGCGGCGGGGGAUGAUGUCGCCCAUGGGCUCCUCCUCUAA